ACUGGCGGGGGCCCCGCGCGGGCACCCUGAGCUGCUCCCGCUCCUUCCACAACCUCUCGCACCCGCCCCCCCCCUACGAGGGGCCCCCCCCCCCGGAGCUGGGGCGCUGCACGUCCCUGCGGCGCCUGGCCGACCGGGACCCGGAUGAGCCCUGGCGCACCUAUUGGGCCCCGGCCUGGGCUCCGCCCCCUCGCUCCGCCCUGCCGCUGGCUCCGCCCACCCCCCGCGGAGGCCCCGCCCCCCGCCGCGUGCUCUCGCAGGAGCUGCUGCUGGCGGGGGGGGGGAUGGGGCGGGACCAUGCCCCGCGCGCGGGGGGGGCGGCGCGACCCCGCCCCCUCCCCGCGGCCCCUCCCCCACGCCACCUCCCACAGCAGCCUGGCGGGGGGCGGGGCCAGGCCCGGAGGCUCCUCCCCUUCGCCGCCGGCUCCGCCCCCUGGCCCGCCCCCCCGCCCCCUCCCCCCGCGCACCCCCCCCGCCGCCUGCAGCGGCAGAGCACGGCCGAGCUCCAGCUCCUGCCGGGGCCCCUCCCCCCACCCCCCACCCCCACCCCUCCCCCACGGGCACCACCUGAGAACCGGGAGCCGCACCGAGGUCACCGUCCAAUGAUGUCACAGCCCCGUCAGCGCGGCAGCCAAUCGCGUCACUCGAUGUCAUUGCACCGGAAACUGGUGAUGUCACACUCGGCAGCUGAUGACGUCACAGCCGUCCGAUGA
Pezoporus flaviventris is the source of this 713-nucleotide messenger RNA. It is a transcript of the gene SHISA7, whose product is annotated as shisa family member 7. Lineage: Eukaryota; Metazoa; Chordata; Aves; Psittaciformes; Psittacidae. The annotation marks the transcript as partial. The transcript is spliced from 3 exons. The record is from RefSeq and is a predicted model, not a curated record.